UACAUUUAGUUCCUCAAGGAAGUUCAAGUCAAAUUAUCUUGUUACAGUGGUGUGAGCACAAGACAGAGUUUGUAGAGGAGUUUUCUUUGAUUUCACCUGUCUGAGGAGAUUACUUAAUCACUCACGCACUGGAUUUCAACCACCUGUUCUGAGCACCGUGGGAGGACAGAGCGUUUGAACAGAAGAGGCAGAGUGAACGAGAGAAAAGCCAGACAUGGAGACGUUCAGCUCCAAGGACAUAGCGCUCAAGGUCCAGAAAAAGAUCGUGAGUCAAAUGGCCAGCAAGUCUGUGGUGCAGAGGUUCAUCGAUGAUACCAGCAGCGAGAUUCUAGAUGAGCUUUACCGAGUGUCAAAAGAGUACACUGGGAACCGCUCAGAGGCCCAGAAAGUGGUGAAGAACCUCAUUAAAGUGGUGGUGAAGAUAGCUAUGCUUUUCAAGCACAAUCGAUUCAAUGAGGAGGAGCUAAAGCUGGCCCAGAAUUUCCAAAAGAAAUUGCACCAGGGAGCCAUGACAGCCAUCAGCUUCCACGAGGUAGAUUUCACGUUUGACAAAGCGGUUAUAUCAGAGAUCCUGAAAGAAAGUAGAGACAUGCUUCUGAAGCUUGUAAACACUCACCUCACACCAAAAUCCCACGGACGCAUCAACCACGUCUUCAACCAUUAUGCUGACCCUGAGCUCCUCACCCAGCUUUACAACCCAUCCGGGCCUCUCAAACCCCACCUCACCAAAAUCUGCAAUGGGCUUGACAAACUGCUGGAGGAUGGGAGGUUAUGAGGACGGCGAUGCACUAAAAGACUUUUACAAGACUGGCAUGGAUGACCACUCGUAAUCUCAGACUGCGUACAGUGCAACCAAAGAGGCAGAAAGUGACUAACUGAAAGCAACGCACUUCAGUUCAACCAUUGAAAUACAGUUCAACCUUUGAAAUAGUGUUGCUGGGCUGUAAAGGAACAUUAGAUCAAUCAGUGGCCUGAUAUUGUUACCACAGCCACUGUUACUACCUGAGUGAGCUCAGAUCAAAUAUAAUAAUAUCAUCAGAACAAUUUUUUUUUUUUAAAGCUAUAGGACACCAGCUGCGUUGGAUAGCAGUUUUCUAGACUACUUAUUUUUUAAUAAUGAUGUUUAAACCACUGGGGUUCAGCUACCCUGCUGUAAAUUAGAGCACAUUGUAUUGUUCAGAACUGUUAACAUUUUAUAGCUGAUUAUUUACCUCCCAGGACAACAAAAUAACACGAAGCAGAAAAACACAAACUCGUUUAUUUACUAAAGGCAUUCUUUUUACACUGCCAUCUAGUGUUACCCUAUGGUUAUGGCUAUGAUACAAAUCUAAGCUUGGCACUACACAGUCAACAACUAUAUUUUGACAUGAACAGCCCUGAGGGGAAUCUGUUGUUCUAAAAGGGAACAAUCACUAAAUAAAUAUUUCCUUACAGCCCUUAUGUAAUUUGAUUAUAGUGUUGCAACACUGGGAUCAGUAAGAUUUGUUUUUAAUACUUUCAGUAAGGGCAUGUUAAAUUGAUCAGAGAGAAAGAAUUUGUUUUCAAAUAAAUGCUGUUCUAUUAAGUUUUAUGUAAAAAAUCCUGAAAAAUGUAUCAUGGUUUCCAUAAAAAUAUAAGACAGUUUUGACAUUAAUACGAAAUGUUAUGAAAAUGCACUAAAUCAGCAUAUUAAAAUGAUUUCUGAAAAUCAUGUGACACUGAAGAACUGUAAUCGCAGGAAUAACGUUUUAAAAUAUAUUAAAAUAGAAAACCUUUAUUUUAAAUUUGUAAUACUACACCAUAUUAUGGUUUUUACAGUAAGCCAUGUAUUUGCAUUAGGCUAAUUUGACAUAGCAUUUAAUGUCUAUAAAUAACUUUUAUUUAUGACAAGAAAUAGCUUACAAAAGCAAAAAGAUUAUAUUUUGUCUUCUGGAGAACAUUCAUAUACAUAAUGCAAACCCUUAUGCUUUGUAUGAACGUGCAAUUCAUUUAUUCCAGGUUAGAAAUGCACUUGACUGAAGGAAUCUAUUAGUGCAAUUCAAUUGUGCCAAAGACAAUACAUGUUUUAGUUACAUGUUGCAACUUAGUUAAUCUCUUUUUACUCUUUGCCAAUGAUUAUCACUCAAGAUUUCAAAGUUAAAAGACCAAGAUCGGUAUGCAUUUAUGGCAUUUAAUUUGUGCAUUGGCUGCUGCAUUCAUAUGACUGAUGCAAAACACGAACCAGUCCAGGAAACAAGACUUCUUUAUCAAAGUCUUUAUCGUGUUUUGGUAACCACAAAGGCCAUUAGACACUUUAGCACUACGUAAACCAAACAGAAAAACACCAAACCAAUCAUGUGCAAGCAGUGAAAAACCAUGCAUUGUGUUCACACGUUUUGACAGGAAACUAUCUGAAAGAUGUCCAGUGGCACAUUCCCAGAGCAUAUACUUUUUAGUUUUCUAUAACUAUAAAAGUAUUUGUGAGGUAGUAUUAAAAUCAAUAUUAAUUAGCAAGUGCGUUAUUUUUUCAAGCUAGAUUCCUAAUUAGUUCUUCCAUUUAAAUGCAGUCAUCUAUGUCACACACAUCUAUGUGUCAUUACUUUGGUUAUGCUCAUACGAAAUACAGCAGAAUUAUAAUUCACAUUAUUACUUUUAGGCAUCAAGCAUUUACAGUGCUAAUGUGUGUCUAAACUUGGAAGUAAUUUUA
Messenger RNA from Carassius auratus (goldfish), 2665 nucleotides. RefSeq names its product tumor necrosis factor, alpha-induced protein 8-like 2b (gene tnfaip8l2b). NCBI's taxonomy places the organism in Eukaryota, Metazoa, Chordata, Actinopteri, Cypriniformes, Cyprinidae. Gene Ontology annotation, biological process: regulation of apoptotic process. Gene Ontology annotation, cellular component: cytoplasm. The coding region runs from base 215 to 775 and encodes 186 amino acids. The transcript has 3 exons. The record is from RefSeq and is a predicted model, not a curated record.